UAUAUAUUCAUUUCUUGUGUUGUGUUGUGUGGUGCCACUGCCUCUGCCUCUGCCUCCGCCGCCGCCGCCGCCGACCAACCGGUUUCGUUGCCCCACCGCUCCUCCGGCACAAUCUCCCGCACCUCUCAUCUCUUUUGCGCGACUACGACGGACAGAUCGUAUGGAGUUGAAGCUAAAUGCCCUCUGCUUCCAGUCCCCAAAAUGCUCUCCUUUCGCCCUCCCUCCGCCGGCCAGCUUCAGAUCUCCCAAGUUUGUUAUGGCCUCCACUCUUCGCUCUGGCUCAAAGGAAUUCUCAUCAGAUAAGAAGCCAUUUUCUCCUCCUCGCGAGGUUCAUGUUCAAGUGACACACUCAAUGCCCCCUCAAAAAAUCGAGAUAUUCAAAUCUAUGGAAAAAUGGGCCGAGGAUAAUAUCCUGACGCAUCUUAAGUCAGUCGAGAAAAACUGGCAGCCUCAGGAUUUCCUGCCGGAUCCGGCAUCCGAUGGAUUUCACGAUCAGCUCAACGAAUUGCGAGCAAGAGCCAAGGAGAUCCCCGAUGAUUAUUUCAUCGUGCUAGUUGGGGAUAUGAUCACAGAAGAAGCCCUCCCGACGUAUCAAACUAUGCUUAAUACCUUAGAUGGCGUGCGAGACGAAACAGGGGCGAGCCCAACCCCUUGGGCGAUUUGGACGAGGGCAUGGACUGCAGAAGAAAACCGCCACGGGGACCUUUUGAAUAAAUAUCUUUACCUAUCGGGACGAGUGGACAUGAGACAGAUUGAAAAGACUAUACAGUAUUUAAUUGGAUCGGGAAUGGAUCCGAGGACCGAAAACAGCCCAUACCUCGGAUUCAUCUACACAUCGUUCCAAGAGAGAGCAACGUUCAUCUCGCACGGGAACACGGCGCGCCUCGCGAGGGAGCAUGGCGACUUGAAGCUGGCCCAAAUCUGCGGGACGAUCGCGUCGGACGAGAAGCGCCACGAGACAGCAUACACAAAGAUAGUCGAGAAGCUCUUCGAAAUCGAUCCGGACGGAACGAUGCUGUCCCUGGCCGACAUGAUGAGGAAGAAGAUCUCGAUGCCGGCCCACCUGAUGUACGACGGCCGCGACGACAACCUCUUCGAACACUUCUCUGCCGUUGCCCAGCGGCUGGGUGUAUACACCGCCCGCGACUAUGCAGACAUCCUCGAACACCUCGUCUUGCGGUGGAAAGUGGCGGACAUGACCGGACUGUCGGGGGAAGGGCAGAAAGCGCAGGACUAUGUGUGCGGGCUGCCCCCGAGAAUCCGGAGGCUCGAGGAACGGGCUCAGGCACGGGCCAAGCAAGGCCCGAGGAUCCCGUUUAGCUGGAUAUACGAUCGGGAGGUGCAGCUGUGAGCCUGAUGAUUGAUUCGGAUCGGGUUUUCGGUUUUGUUGGUCUUAUGUUGUCUUUCAGCUGCUGCUGUUUCGACUCUGAAGGUAAGAAAUAUAGAGAUGGGAGGAUGUUGUGAGGAGUGACAGAUACAUAUAUAUAUAUGUAUGUAUGUAUUUGUCUGUAGAUACUUACACCAGUUCAGUUCAGUUUGUGUUUUGUGUGUUUCGAAGGUUUUUGGUUGUCCAGAUUUGGAAGUCAAACUAUCCUCUCUCUCUCUCUAUCUUGUGUAAGAAAAUUUUGACUGCUGUUUUUGAUCUUCUUCUGUUUAAGCAUAUCUGGGUGAUUUUGUUUC
Andrographis paniculata is the source of this 1680-nucleotide messenger RNA. RefSeq names its product stearoyl-[acyl-carrier-protein] 9-desaturase, chloroplastic-like. Gene Ontology annotation, molecular function: stearoyl-[ACP] desaturase activity. The record is from RefSeq and is a predicted model, not a curated record. The transcript is spliced from 3 exons. Lineage: Eukaryota; Viridiplantae; Streptophyta; Magnoliopsida; Lamiales; Acanthaceae. Gene Ontology annotation, cellular component: chloroplast stroma. Gene Ontology annotation, biological process: fatty acid biosynthetic process. Bases 161 to 1351 code for a protein of 396 amino acids.